Molecule: messenger RNA, 17671 nt
Organism: Podarcis lilfordi (Lilford's wall lizard)
Lineage: Eukaryota; Metazoa; Chordata; Lepidosauria; Squamata; Lacertidae
Source: the annotation of a GenBank genome assembly
AAGCGCGUUGGCGGACGCUGAGAAUUCUUGCGCCCCUUCAGGAAGGCUUGGGGAAGUGCGGCGGAGAGGACCGUCCUCGGUUCGGCGAAGGGGCGUCAUGGCGGCGACGGUGCAGCAGCAGGGCAGAGUCAGCCUGAAGGAGCAGCGCUACGACCGGCAGCUCAGGUCGGCCUGGAGGGCGAGGAGGAGAAGAACGAGGGCUAGUUGGGCGCAGCGCAGGGGGAACGGCUCGCCUCGCGUUGCCACUUGUAGGGAGGCGGGUUGGGCAGGGGGCUUAGAGAGGCUCUGCCAGGGCAGGAUCCUUCCUUGGCUGUUUCCUAGGGGCGCCCCCAAGAUGGUCCAGUCGCCGCUCAGGGGACUUUCCUGGGCGGAACCGGAGCCAGGACGCCCUCCAUCUCCUCCCGCCCAAGGCCUCUCUCUGUUGGCUAAGCCUAGGGCUUAAAAACAAAAGCGAAGAGCUCCCUUAAUAAACUUUUACAAAGGCAGUGUGGUCUAGUGGUUACAGCGGUUGUUCAGGACUGGGAAGACCCAGGUUCAAAUCUCCCAUUGGCCAUGGAGCUCAGUGGGUGAUCGGGGGCUUCUUACGCUGGACAGGUGCACCCCACCUCCAGCAGAGAUCUCUCUCCUUCCUAUGCCAGGUAUACAUCUCAGGGACUCGCUUCACUUUUAACAGAUGCCUCUUCUUCCCUAGCAAGUUCUAGUGUAUCUUUUAUAUUGUUCCCAGCGACAGCCAAAAAGCCUCUGACCCAAAGGAGCACUUUGCUGUGUGUGCAGGUUUAAAGCUCUCUGUGUACCCUGCUUCACUGGCUUGUUAUGAUGAUGGAAGGGGAAGACCUAUGUUCACAUCAGCCUCAGUUCCUUGGAGCUCUAAGCACUGUAUAAAUAUUACAAAUAAUGCUUACAAACCUCCUUAAAGUGCUCAAAAACCUUACAAUAUUUUCUAACUUGAGUCUGUUAGAAAUCAAGCUUUCUUCAUCUUUUAGCCAAUUGUUCUAUCACUCUGACAAAUUUGUAUUGUGCUCUUCCUCUGAGGAGUUCAGGGCCACAUCAUCAUAGUAUUUCUAUUAGGUGGAUGAGGCUGAGAGAUGGUGCAUAGUCCAAGACCACCUAGUAAGUUUUAUGGGAUUUUGAACCUGGAUCUUUAUAGUCAAAGUCUUAACACCUGUAGUCCUCCAUAAUACAUCCUAUUAUCCCUGAUUAUUGGCCAUGUUGGCUGGGGCUUCUGGGAAUUGAGAAUCCAACAACAUCAGGAUAGCUAUUUGUUCCCCAAUCUUGGUCUAACACUAUAAUUACUAUACGAAAGUUUCUGUCCUGUUCCAUUUUCAAGAUUAGCCACUUCUCAUUUCAUCUGUUAGUUGUUUUUUUUAAGAUACUCAGUUCCAUGCUUAUCUAAUGAAGCAACACUUAACAGUGAUGUUCUGAAGCAUCCUUCAUCAAUGCAUCAGUUUCUUGUAUGUAUCCUCUCUCAAAAUUUGAAUUAGGAAUGUUGAUGAUGUCUGUGUUUUUGUGUUGCAGAUUAUGGGGCGACCACGGACAAGAAGCUUUAGAAUCUGCACACGUUUGUGUGAUAAAUGCAACGGCCACAGGAACUGAGAUCCUCAAAAACUUAGUUCUGCCAGGUAUAAAUAAAAACAAAUGUGCAACUUUCAUUGAGUAGAAAAGUUGUAAUUUGGAGUAAGCACAAUGUUUAUUUGUUUCUUCAAGGUGUUGGAUCGUUUACAAUUGUUGAUGGGAAUCAAGUCACCGGUGAAGAUGUUGGCAAUAGGUAAUGUGUGCACCAUAGUUCUGAAAAUGAAGGAGUGUGUUUAGGUGUGGGAGGUGAGUUGCUUGCAAACCCAUGGGGACACUGCUGACCUCUAAACUAUAUGAUCGGCAGGUUGGGCAAUGUUCUGUCUGUACCAGGCCUAUUUCAAAAUUACCAUUUAAAAUACGUGGGAAGAAUUCAAUGGGGCUCUGAGGAGCACAGUGGUGUAGUGUGGGGCAAGUAAAGAUGUGGCUACGCAGAAACAACUGGGAAUGUGCUCUUGGUUGGUCUUUGGCACGUGAGACUUGUUAUAAGCACUGAUAAAUUAAUUGGUAUUUAGAGUAAGCCCCACUGGGACUGACUGGGUCCUGUUACUGCAUUCUUCCACUGUCUCAAUGUUCUGCUGUUGAUAGGGCCAUAAUCACUUGAAUUACAAAAAUCCAAAAUAUUAAUUCCAACAAGAACAUUCCUAUUGGAGAGAGGAAAUGUGUUUGGGCUGUUUUCUUGGAGUGCAUUCCAUAAAGUGAUAUAUUUUAUUUCGAGAAAUGUUUCAUCAAGUUAAAACUCUGAAAUGUGUGGUUGCUUUUUCUGCUUUUUUUAGUUUUUUCCUGCAAAGAAGCAGCAUUGGCCAGGUAAGAAAAUAUUAAAUGUGCUGUAUUGGGAAAGUGACUCUGUAGUAUUUGAGAGACCUGUAGUAUUUGAGAGACCACCUUAUCGCUUACCUAUGCAGUAGGUCACUGUAGUCUACAGGAUAACUUCUCCUAAAGUGCCAAAGAUCUCAAAAGCCCACUCCACAGUAACUUGGAGCAGGGAUUUCAGUAUGGCAACCCCUGUUCUAUGGAACAAAGAUAUGACAAUUGCCCAUUAUUUGCACUUUCCAGAAACAGUUGAAUACAUUUUUGUUCUAACAUGCUUUCCUAGGUGAAUGAAUGGGUCUCUGUCAUGGGUGUCCACUUUGAAUUGUUUUAAAAAUUAUCUGUUGUUGUUUUUGGUGUUAUGUUUAACUGUUUUAAGCUGUUUUAUUCUGUUUUGUACAUUGCCUUGAAACAUGUUCUUGGAAAGUGAUUAACAAUAACUAACUAACAGUACAUUGGACCCACCUGGUGAAAUAUAUUUUACUUUCUCUUUCAUAAUAAAGAGAUUAACAGUGCAAUCUCAUACAUGUCUACUCAGAAGUAACUCCCAAUGAAUUCAAAGGGAUUUACUUCCAGGUAGGAGUGAACAGAAUAGCAGCACAUAACUAAAUAAUAUGACUAGAAUACAGAUAAACAGAUUGCACAUUAUGUAAGAGCCAAUCAGAACCCUUACAAAUUCAUACAAAUUCUUGGAAGGACUUGUUCUAAUUAGUUCACUCAAAAUUAAGACUUCUUAGCCACCUGCUUGCAUGCAAAGGUCAGCAUGUUCUACCCAAACAGAACUUUGGUCAUUUCCCCUCUAGCUAUGCUAGUGCCUGUGAGAAAGUAGAGCCCACAUCAAAUUCCAUUGUCCUCUUUUCUCUGCACCACUUUUCAUCAGCAAUACAUAACCUGACCACUCCAUGUGUUGGUAACCUUGAGGCUGGGUUACUGUAAUGUGUUGCAUGUGGGGCUGCCCUUGGAUCUAGUUCUUUGUAUGUUGAUUUAAAUGUAAAUUCCAACGUAAUAGUAGCAGUAGUAGUAGUAGUAUCAAUACGCACCUUUUUCCCUGACAGGCACUCAAUGCAGCUUACAGAUAAAAAUAGGAAAAGCUAAAAAUAUGUGAUGGGGAAACAGUCAUUAAAAGCAAUUAAAUGUUGAUAGAGAAUCAAAACUAUAUAUAUACAAAUAAGUGCAAUAAAAUCAAAACAGCACAGCCAUUUCGUUCAAAGCAGUCAGUUCCUAAAAACCUUUUGGAACAAGAACGUCUUGUUGACAGAAGGACCUAUUGACAGAAGGACGACAAGGAGAGAGCCAACAAGGAGAGGGAACAUCCCUCUCUGCAUCCCCACCAAACACGCUUGUGAGAGCAGCUUGUGAGAGAAGUAUGUAAGCAUGCAUAGGAUUGUAGUCAUAACAGUCUAAUAUUUCCAAUUGUUAUUUUUAAACAGAAUCGAGCCCAGUGCGCAACAGAACUAUUACAAGAAUUGAAUAACGAUGUCUCUGGAAAUUUCGUAGAAGAGGUUUGUAGCAAACAUCCUUGUGUUUACUGGAGUGUUGGCAAUUGGAAAAGUAUAAAAGAGAAGGUUGCAUGUGUGUGCCACCUAUAACCAUGGCAUGCAACUAGAGAAUUACAAGUGAAGGGAAAUGGUAGCCAAGCCAGCUGAGUUGUACAGCAUCCUGCCUCCUCCACAGCACCCUUUGUCAUCACUGCAUCACACUGUGGAAAGGUCUGAUGUGAAAAGGCAUCAUCAGCCACACUUUAAAUAGCAAAUCCUGUUCAUGUUGUGUAAAUUGAUAUUAUAGCAGAGCAUAGAUUUACUCCAAAAGUAGGGUGAACUUGGCAGUUGUUAAUGCAGCUUUAAAGAGUGUGCAUGUGACAGUGAAUCUUGGCCAAAUUGUGCCAUACAGUCAUCACUGUUCUGUGCAGGGUGAAUGAGGUAACUGCUAUAUUUAUGUGGUUGAUGCCUUGAUUGAUGCUUGAAUGUGAGGCACAGAAAAUUCCAGAGGUUGAUUUGUUCAUAUCUAUAGGAUUUAGGAAAAUCCUAAAUUUAGGGGGGGGGGGGGGGUUUAAGUUACCCAUAGUCCUACAUAGAUGUGCAUAUUAAAAGUAAGUUUGCAAUUCAUGCACUUAGCCCAAUAAGUGAAACUAACGUUUAAUAUUUCUAUGUGUAAUUGCUUUAUGAUCUAAUAUGUAUGUGUCUAAUGCAUUUUCUUAAGAAUCCAGAUAAACUUCUGGACAAUGAUCCUUCAUUUUUCUGCCGGUUUAAUAUAGUGAUUGCAACUCAACUCCCAGAGAGGUAAGCAAGAAUCAAAUUAACAUUAUCAUGUAAAAUGCAAAUAUUCUUCAGGCUUUUUCAGUGAAUAUGUAAAUUACGUGAGAAAGCUAGUGUGUCAUCCUUGUUUUUAAUGCUUACAUCCAAUUGAUUUCCAUUAUGUUUGAGCACAAUUCCAUUUAGUUAAGUUGUGUUUUCCUCUAGCUAUUGCCAUUCCACUGAAACAAAAAAAAUACACACUUAGCUUGGAAAUUCACUAGAUAAGGGCCAAACUAGAUGUUCUAGAAACCUGAGUUCCUUGGGUAUUGCAAAGGGAUAAGAGUGGAAAUUGUGUCCUUGCAACCUUUCUCCCUAGAUGUUUUGUCCAUACCCGACCCAGAAAAUGAGUGUCUGGGAACGAAGUGGGGGUUGCAAAGGAAAUGUGCAUAAAUUAUUUCUGCCCUUUGCUUUGCAGUAGAGAAACAACAGUCUGAUUUCCCAGUGCUGCAUUUGUUUCUAAAUGCUUGGUUUGGCCCUAAGGAGAUCUGCUGUGGUAAUCAACUUGUUAACCUACCAUUCCUUAUAAAGGAAUUCUCUGCUUGAUUUGUGGCCUGCAUCUUGAUAAUGAAAGGAGUUCAGUCAUCUCUAUACUCUGAUAAAGAUUCAGAAAAGUUGAUAAAGAUUCAGAAAAAGUUGCUACAUUGCUCGCUAUUCUGUCAUAAUAUACUGAAAACAAUAAAUUGGAAUUAUUUAAGAUACACUAUAUCUUGAGCUGCUGGUUAAAAUAACUUUUGUGAUUGCUUAACUUUAUAUUCAACAGAAAUAUAGGCUGUGGACCGCUAUUAAAGAAAAAAGAUUUCUUUUUUGCAAUAGAGCAGUCUCUCUCUCUCUCUCUCUCUCUCUCUCUCUGUGUGUGUGUGUGUGUGUGUGUGUGUGUUCUCUUGAUCUGACUCCAUAUCUUAAUAUUUUUCAGUACAUUACUCAGGCUUGCCGAAGUCCUCUGGAAUUAUAACAUUCCGCUGUUAGUUUGUAGGACUUAUGGAUUAAUAGGAUAUAUGAGAAUCAUUAUUAAAGAACACCCAGGUAAGAGAUUCAUUUAAUAAUUAAGAGCUUCUCCUAUGUUGGGGUAGUCAACAUGGUGCCUUACAAUUAUUGUUGGUUUCCAGCUUGUAUUGGCCAAGCUGGUGUGGGCAGGGAUGAUGGGAGUUGUAGUCUAACAGCAUCAGAAAGAUACCAUGUUGGCCACUUCUGCCUUAUAGCUUAUACAUGCCCAUCUUUUAAAAUGUUAUUAUUGAAUUGUAACAUGACAGAUUUUUUGAGACACUUCAGUAUGUUUCAUACUGAGUGAACAUACUAAAAAAUAAUAAUCUAGAAAUGUAGUUCAUCUUGUUGGUAGCAAAAUUAGAUGUAAAAUCCAGUCCCAAGCUGUAGAUCUGACUACCUCUACUUUUUAUUGUAUGCCAUUUCUCCAGCAAAUAGUAGGUUUUUCCAGAGGGGAAGGGGCAUUGCUCAAUGGUAGCAUCUGCAUUGUAUGUAGAAGGCUCUAGGUUCAAUCUCUGGCAUUUCCAGGUGGGUCUGGAAGAAAACCCUGUCUGAAAACCUAGAAAACGUUGCCUGUCAGUGUAGAUAACACUGAGCUAGAUGGACCAUGAUGAUAAAUAGCAUGUGAAGUUGAAUAUGUUAUCAUCAACUUUUCUUUCAAAUCAAAAUCUCCUUCAAUAUUUUGAUAGUUGUGGAAUCUCACCCAGACAAUGCAUUGGAUGAUUUGAGACUGGACAAUCCUUUUCCAGAACUGAAGGAGCACAUUCAGUCUUAUGAUUUGGAUCAUAUGGAGAAAAAGGUUUGUAUAAGCUCUGUGUUCUGUCUAGCAAUAUGGGUGCAGGCUUUAGAGACAAUCCACACAAUCAUUUUAAGAGAAGUGGCUUACAGGCUGUAACUAAUGCCUACGAAAGACUCUUUUUAAAAAUAGUGUUUUGAGUUUGAGACUUUCAGUGAAUUCACCUAUUCUAGUUUCUGGUUUUAUUUUGAAGAAUUUAAUGUUGCAGUAGAAUUCCAUGAGAUAAGCAGUGUGAGGUCUGUUUGAAGAAAAAAUUGCUAAGCAUACUUUUUGAACCAGAUCCUUCAUUACAGGUUUGCUUCUCCAUACACUUCCAACAUAAGGUUGUUGUAAAACCACAGCAACUAGCCCAAGAAGCAUUGAAUAGCUCAAAAUAACUAAAUCAUUGAUUAUUAUUUAAGGCUUUAUGGCCACCCCUGAAUGCUGUUGGGAUUUUAAACCAGAGGAAAAUUCUGUAUCUUCACUAAUGGGCAACUUGCAAAGUCACAUGCAAACUCAUAAAGCUGAGGAAGUUGUGUGGGUUCUUCAGAUCUGUUGCACAAAUUGGAAGAAUUAUGCUGCAAGUAUGUUAAUGACACCUGUUUAUUGAAAGUGGUUCAGUUAAUUUAUCUGUUUUUGUUGAAUGCUGAAUUUUUGUGGUGCAUUGAACCUGUACUUAGUUCAACAGCUUCCUUGCUUCAGGGUUGCUGUAUUCAUCUGUUUAAAACAAGUAUAAUUUUGCAUUUGCAGGAACACAGCCACAUUCCAUGGAUUGUGAUCAUAUCCAAGUAUCUAGAAAAAUGGCAUAAUGAAGUAUGUAGACACCAUGGUAAUAUUCUAACAUAUUGGUGCUUUCUUUUCAGCACUAUGGAAAUUAAGCUUCCCAAAGAAGCUUAAGUGCUAUUAUUAUAUGUUUUAGGACAGAGGCUGCAGUCUGGUUUGUGGCUGGCUGCUUAAAUCCUACUGACCAACUCAAUUUAAACAGCCAGAUUGUGUGUAGAAAUGCAGCUAAAAAGCAAACCAGUUGAGUGCUCUCCAGAUAUAUUUAUUUGGAAUAAAAAUAUUUUUAAAAAUCUGGUUGCAUAUAGGCAAAGUACCUGAAUGGGAAUCCCCCUAGGAUUCAGUAAUACCCUAUUCCCUUGUCUUCUCUUUUAUCCCUCACCCACCAAUUUCAGCAUGUAAGUUCAUGGGCAGGCAGUUGUUUCAGGCAAUUGAAGGUCUGUAUGCACUUCCCAUAUCCCUAUUCAGACCCCAUUUUCUGCCAUAUUUGUGUUCCAGGUUGGCCUGUAUUCUGGGGAGGGGGGGGGAUAGGGUUCAAUUGAACCUUGUAUGAUUCUGUACCUGGGUGCUCCACCAGUACACAACUGUAUACCAGUACACAACUGCACUUGUCUUGAUUUAUCGUCUUUGAUUAACCAUGAGAUCCUGCUGCUGUUUUUGUUAAAUAUUGAUGAUUGCUUUUAAUGUAAAUGUUAAAACAAGUAAAGAUUUCACUUUAUAGAAAUUAAAAAGAACAUCAAUGCCUGGAUAGCUUACCCCUGGUCAGACAUAGUUAGAAAUAUGGAAAAUAGUGCCCCAAAGAACAAUUUUUGCUAUUUGCUGGAACACAGAUGCAUACUCAAUACUCCCUUGCUAGUUGGCUGCUCUAUGUUUUUACAUAGUUCACAUAUAUAACUUUUCUAUUUAGAACAGUGGACAGAUGCCUAAGAACUACAAAGAAAAGGAAGCCUUCCGAGAGAUGAUUAGGCAAGGUAAUGUCAAGCAAGAGCUUAUUAGCAAUAUACCAAAGGUGCAGUAUUUUAAAAUACAUUUUUAUAUAUUAAUAUGGGGGGCGGGGCGGCUAACCUAUGGCCUCCAGAUGUUCUUGAACUUCAAGUCUCAUCAGCCCCAGCCAACAUAGCCACUGGUCAGGGAUCAUGAAAAUUGUAGCAUCAAGCGGGUCGGGGUGCUCAUGAGUUAACCUAGGACUUGGCACUACCUGAAUGAGCCUUCACAAGUCUGAGUGAAGCAUCAGGCUCUCAUACACUCUGUCCCCUUUCAUCCUCAGUAGUGGCACCCACCCUGUGGAACGCCCUCCCAUCAGAUGUCAAGGGAGUAAGCAGCUAUCCUGUUUUUAAAAGACUUCUGAAGGCAGCCCUGAUUUUAAUAUUUUACUAUUUAAUUUAAAAGUUUUUAAUAUUUAAUGCUGUAUUGUUUUUAACACUCGAUUGGGAGCCGCCCAGAGUGGCUGGGGAAACUCAGCCAGAUGGGUGGGGUAUAAAUGAUAAAUUAUUAUUAUUAUUAUUAUUAUUAUAUUAUCCUGCUGCUGAGUUUAGUUUCACUUUCAAAGAAUCUCCGCUUAGCAUUGCUUACAAGCCAGGGGCCCAUAUUUAAAGCUAGCAAUGCUUAGUUUCUAAAGGAAACCAACUUCAAAAUACAGCUUAUAAAGUUGUCUUGUUUAAAUAACCAUUUUGUGUGUGUUUUAAAUCAGGAUCCCUAGAUUGUACACAGCACUACAAAACUAAGCAGAAAUCUUCCUCCCGGGGGUAUGGGAGGUGUGUGAGCAGGGGCUUCACUUCGGAGGUUCAUCUAUGUAGAACUAAACAAUGGUUUAGCGUUGCAGCUUUAUCUUGAGCUCUGUUGUGCUUUAAGAAUACAUGUAAAAUAUGCAUAAAUGGUAUUGCUAUUUUUUAUCAUCACCAUCAUUAAUGUAUUAAUCUUAUAAGCUACUACUUAUCUCAAGGCAAUUUACAUAAAAAUGCCCAAAGUAUCAACUUUUAAGAGAACCUGACAAAGUCACUUGAAUUUUAAGGAGCUAAAGAAUAAUGAAGGUCAUCUAUGUUUAAAGUCCUGCUUUUUCUGUUCCUAUUAGGAAUCUUAAAAAAUGAAAAUGGAGGCCUAGAAGAUGAAGAAAACUUUGAAGAAGCUAUUAAAAACGUGAACACAGCUGUAGCUGCUACUAAGGUAAAAUAAGAUUCCUCCACAGUAUUCUAGCCGCAUAAUUACUGAAUCCUUUGUUGGAAAAUUUGCUUAAAUUUGUUCUCCCCCACCCCCUUUAGAUACCAGGUUGUAUUGAAGACAUUUUCAGUGACGAUCGUUGUAUCACUCUUUCAAAGCAGGUAAUAAACACAAACAGCUUGCUACUGUAUUCUGCUUAUCUAAAUAGAAAAAGUUAGUGUGAUAUUUUUGUUUACCCUUAAGAGUCCACACUUUUGGAUCUUGGUUCGAGCUGUAAAGGAAUUUGUGGCAAAGGAGGGUCGAGGAAAUUUACCUGUCCGGGGCACAAUUCCAGAUAUGAUAGCAGAUUCUAGUAAAUUUAUCAAGCUGCAAAAUAUGUAAGUAUUGUCUGUUUUUUGCUUUAUAUUAUAUUAAAUAUUGAAUGAUAACGCACACACACCCAAAUCAUAGAAUUGUAGACUUGGAAGGGAUCCCAAGGGUCAUCUAGUUCAACCCACUGCAAUGAAGGAAUAUCAACUAAAGCAUCCAUUGCAGAUCGCCAUCCAACCUCUGCUUAAAAACCUCCAGGGAAGGAAAGUCCGCCACCUUCUUAGGGACUGUGAUCCAAUUGGACUAGCAAUAUCAGCAUGGGUGACACGACAGUGUAAGACAGGGUAUAGCAGCUGUAUAGAAGCACGUGUAGAUUUGAAUGAUUUUUGUUGUUGUUCCAUGAUCUCUAGCGUUUCUUCCUUCAGAGCUCAAUAAAAGGGAAUCAAAUGUGUAUUUUCCCCCAUAGUAUUUUUUUCAGCCACAAACGAAUUGCCAAUGCACCAUUACCUGUAGUUCACUUACAGGGCAGUUUUCACAAGUAAGUUCUGGGACUACGAUCUUUAGAAUGCUGCUCAUUCCACUAACUACUUAGCCAUAAAGGUAUUUGUUCCCUUAACUGUGUUCGUGUUCCUGAUAAGUGAAUUCAAGCAGAUGACAAUAUUGAUAGUUUUCAGUGACCGCUUCUCAGAUGCCUGUUUUGUACAGAGAUUCCUGUUUCGGUACAAAAACAUAUAAAGUAAUAAUGACCUUCUAAGUAUCAAUUUUAAAACAAAUAGAUCUUAGGAAGCUGGCACAGUCCCUGUCUUUCCAUUUGUCUUUGACAAUCUGUAACAUGAGAAUGAAUAUUGAUGUAGAUGAAGCCUACUGAUUUCUGGAAUUGGUCUUACUGAAGUUUUACGUUUUUGCCCCUUUUUAAAAAGAUACCGUGACAAAGCUAAGAAAGAUGCCGAAGCUGUGGCUAACUAUGCUGCCAAGCUGCUCCAGUCAUUAGGCAAGGUGAGCUAAUGAAAGUUAUGUUUUGAAUCUUCCUUCUCUUUAAUCUUCCUUCUCUAUCUUAACAUGGAAAGCGGCUCCUAUAUAAUGACCCAAUCCAAAGAGCUAAUGAUCUGUACUCACAGAUUUGUACUUGAUCGACGGAACUGUUGAUAAUUGCGAGUAGAUUUUUAAAAAAAGAUAAAUUAACAUAUUGUGUUGGGAUGGUAAAGGUAAAGGGACCCCGACCAUUGGGUCCAGUCGUGGCGGACUUGGGUUGCUGUGCUCAUCUCACUUUAUUGGCCAAUGGAGCCAGUGUACAGCUUCCGGAUCAUGUGGCCAGCAUGACUAAGCCGCUUCUGACGAACCAGAGCAGCGCAUGGAAACGCCGUUUACCUUCCCGCCAGAGCGGUACCUAUUUAUCUACUUGCACUUUGACAUGCUUUCAAACUGCUAGGUUGGCAGGAGCAGGGACCAAGCAAUGGGAGCUCACCCCGUUGCAGGGAUUCGAACAGCCGACCUUCUGCUCGGCAACUCCUAGGCUCUGUGGUUUAACCCACAGCGCCACCCGCGUCCCGUGUUGGAUGGAGCCUUUAACCAAAAGACACCACUGUUCAUGUGACUUUCCUUGUUUCAUUGUGACUGGGAUGAAUGUUACAGCCGUGAAAAUUCAUGGAAGAUCCUAAUUCCUAGGAGUUGUGUGAUGGAGGCAUCGAGUAAAGUGUGGACUAACAUACUCACUGUCCCAAGGCAGGGUCACAUGAUACCAAAGCAUCAACUAGUUCCUGAGUCUUUGCCUCCACUCCAGUUCCUUUUCUUCCUUUAAACAGAAUAUGUUUAAACUGCUCCUCACUCCUUGGUUUUUGUUUUUAAUUCUUAUCUUGCCAGUUCUUUGAUUCUUCCUAUUUUUUCUUUCCCCCUUCAAAGUUAAAAAAUAAAUAAACCCAAACUCUUCCCCCACCCUAUGCUUUCCUGCCUUUUUUCUCUUGCUGGCAUCCAGUGGGAACAGAGACCAAUGUCUUUCUUUCCCUAUGGCCUUUUUACUUUUGUGACAUUGGAGCAGCUCAUCCAACAGCACAGAUUUCACCACUAGAAAGUCAUUACCACAUAAUACCAUUUUUAAAAAAGAUACUACAACAAAGCAGUUUACACCAAAGCAGCAAAUUUAUAUUGAACAUACACUUUCUUAAACACUAUCAGUUUUACUGAAUCAGGGCAAUAUUCCUCAAUUUUCUUGUCUUAUUUGCUACUUAUUCUUAUGACAAUGCAGAAUUAGGAGAAAGUGGCUGCUUAAUAAGAUUAUUCUACUUAAAUAAAUGUUACUUCAAACAUCUAAUGAACAUUUUAAAAACAAUUGUGUUAAGAGAAUUGGCAUGUUAACAUGACACUUUAUUUCAUAGGCACCAGAAUCUAUUUCUCAGAAAGAACUGAAACUACUUUGUAAGUAUUCAUGGUUUUCUCUCAGCUUAUACUGUGUUACAUUGUCUUUGUUACUGUGUACUUAGUUUUUCACACAUGGCUUCUCCAUUUUGGCUUUAUUUUUGUUAAAUAAAUCAUGACACAUGUCAUUUAUUGUUCAUCUGAGGUUGCGUUUACCUAAUUUUAAGAUCUGCUAAGGAACUGAUGAUUGUUACUGUGUCCUAUACAUAUACAUAUACAUAUACUAUGUACUAUAAAACAGAAUUCAUAGAGGGUGUACUUUCUUUUUCACAUGACUGUAUAUGCAUAAACAUUUCUGUCUCUACAGAGUUUUUGGUGUCAUUCUAGUGGCUGGAGAAAAUCUAUCUUUGUUUGAAGCAUCUCACAUUAGCGUUUCUGUGGACCAGGAGGUUCAAAUCCUUACAAAGCCACUAGAAAAUAACUUAGUGAAUUUUAUAUAAUUGCCAGGUUUAUCCUUUUUUUGUUUUUUGCUUAAAUGAUUAGGUUUCAAGGGCUAGUUGUUUUUGUUUUUUUAAAAUGCUAUCCCUUCAUUACACAUACUUUUCUCUCUUAUCUUCCUUCCCAACUCUAUUUAGGCACUAAUUCAGCAUUUCUUCAAGUAGUGCGGUGUAGAUCUCUUUCUGAAGAGUAUGGAUUGAAUACUUCAAACAAAGAUGAGAUCAGUAAGGACAUGACUUUAUUAUCUACAUUCUUCUUUUAUUGUGUUUUCAUCUGCAGACAGUGAUGUGGAAGUAAUGACCUGAAAGGGAUUAUGUCAUGCUGUUGUUUCCUUUGUUUCUGCUGUAACAUGGGAAAUGGAAUUGGGAUCUUAGUUACGGGAAAAUGUGUGAGCCCCAAAGUAGCUUUGAUCUUUGUACCUUAUUGUAGAUGGGAUAUGCUAAUGGUUACAGCAGUGAUGAGGAGAGUGGAAGUGCAACUUGCUUUUGCUAUUUCUUGGUGAAAACAAAUUUCAGAAAUUAUUUUGUUAGAUCUGUAGACAUACAUGAACCAUUCAUGCUGACUUACAGGGAAAAUUCUCAGGGAUAAACCUCAAAUGCUAGGCACAUGAUUAGUCCUUCCCUUUGUUUAUUUUAAAACAUUUUAUCCCUCUUACCACAACGAGCCCAGGGUGAGAUAUAACACAACAGAACUAAAAUACAACGUAGCAGCAGCAUAGUGAUAUAAAUACAUGCAGAGCAGAAAACAAAACAGCCUAUAAUGAAUUAGUGAAUUUUAAGAGGGAGAAUAUUCCACAAUUGGGGCUCUACAGUGGAGGCUGUUAAAUGGGUUGCUGCAUAGCAGAUAUCAUACCUAAGUGGAAACAUUAACAGGGCUCCCUCCCCCCUUCCCCACAGAUUUUAAUUCACCAGCAGGAGAGAAGGUACAUAUUUAGCUCUCAAGCUGUUUAGGGCUUUAUAAAUUAAUACAAGCAUCUUGCCUGGUAGCACAUGGGUAGCCAUUGUUGCUCCUUCAGGACCAGUGUUAACAUCAUCCUGGUAUUCCAAUCUACUCAGUAAUAAGGUGGCUGCAUUCUGCAUAAGCUGCAAGUUUCAGACCAGCUCCAAGGGCAGCCCCAUGCAGAGCACAUUACAGUCAUUUAUCUGUCUAUCUGGGAGGCUUCCAGUGCACGAGUCACUGUGGCAUGGCUAUCCGUGUCCAGGAAUGACUGUAGCCAACAAAUCAGCCAAAGCUGUAACAGGCACUCCAUCUUGUUGGAGUUCAGUCUCAGCUUAUUCAGCCCACCAUUGUAUCCAAGCCCAAUCAAGAACUUGUAGACUACACCUGAGUCAGAUGCCAAGGAGAACAAAGCUGGGUGUCAUCAGUGUAUUAUUGAUGGCCCUCAAGCCCCUGGUGGCCUCACCAGUUUCAUAUAGAUGUUAUAUAGCAUGGGAGACAUGACUGUAUGUUGGGAAAUCUCACAGAGACCCAGCUGUUCUCCCUCAAGACUACCAGCCUGAAAUCCACCCUGCAGGUUGGAGUGGAACCACUGUGUCUUUUGACACCCAAGCCACAGAGCUGUUCUAGCAAAAUACCAUGGUUAAUUAUAUCAAAAACUGCUGAGCAAUCCAAGGGAUGUUACUGAGCUUCAUUCCUCCUUUCCUCCUAACAUCUAAAGAGACCCAAGACCAUUUUGGUUCUGAAACUGGGCUGGAACCCAAGAAUGGGUCUAGAUAAUCAUCUUCAUCCAAGAGCUGAAGUUCGGUGGCAACCACCCUCUUGAGCACUUAUCCCAGAGCAUAGACCUUAGCGAGUAGGCAGUACCUAUCACAGCAUUUGGGUCCCCAAAGGCCAGUGUUGGUCAAACACAUUUAUGUCUGUUGACUGUAAUUCACAAACCAUACAGAGAUGUUUGUGUAACCAAUUUCUUGUGAAAAUGAAUUUCACUUCAGGUGAUUUUAGGAUUUGUAUAAAAGCAAUGCAACACUUUUCUUCAGCCUAUUGGUACACAAUUAACACUAUUUUUCCCUUAAAGUUUCCCAUAUGGAUAACCCUGAUAGUGAGAUGGUGCUGUACUUAAUGUUACGAGCUGUGGAUAGAUUCUUUAAACACCAUGGGAGAUAUCCAGGUAAAUUUGAUUUUAAUAUUGCCCAGUUUCCAACACUGUUAGCAAAAUAUGUGCUUAGUACAAUGAUAAAUUGAAUAAAUUGAAAAUUUCCGUAAGUGACCCUUGGGUAUAACCUUAAUAAUAUUCUGUGUUCAUAAAUAUAUAGAUUAAUUGUGUGGUUGAGGCAUAUACCAUUAUUAUGCCUCUAUAUAUUUUACAAAUUAGAUUACAAAGAUUUAUUAAAUCAUUUGAUUUUUUUAAAAAUUAUCUUCUCUCACAAAAAUUAUAUCUAUGUACAAUUUUAAAAAAUCAUUUCCAGGUGCUUAUAAUUAUCAAGUGGAAGAUGACAUUGGAAAACUGAAAUCUUGCCUCAACAGUUUUCUUCAGGAAUAUGGAUUACCUGUAACAGUGAAGGAUGAUUACGUUCAUGAAUUGUAAGUACUAUAUAAAAUAAAAAUAAAGUUUUCCUGGGUUUUGUUUUGGUAUUACAAAUUUUACAAUGUUGUUUUUCCUGUGUAGUUGUCGCUAUGGAGCUGCUGAGCCACAUAUGAUUGCAGCAUUUUUGGGAGGUGAGAAAUACUAUAAUUUUAACCAGUUCUUCUCUAGCUGUACACUUAUUAGCACAUGAAAAAAUAUUACAGCUUUAUAUUCUCUUUUUUAACACUAGUGGAAGUUUUUUCACUCGUCUUAUUAAUUAAUUUAUGACUCCUUUUGCAUCCAUCUCAAGACAACUUACAGACAUACCAUAAAACAAUAACAUAGUUUUAAAAAUUAUGUAAGAAUAAUAGAAUCAUAGAUUUGUAGAGAUGGAAGGUGCACAAUGAAGUGUUCAUUUUGAAUUGUUUUUAAACCUACUUGUCAAAAUUAAAAUGUCUCUGGAAUAUAUAGUAUUUGGAAUACAUGCUAUGUAGAAUUCAAGAUAUGAGAUAGUAGUGUAUUUGACUCAGCCAUGAUAAAAACAAUCUAUAUCAUUUCCAAAACUGAAAUCUUUCCAAUGUGUACACAUUGUUCAAGGUAAGAAACAUGUUGUAGACUCUGUUUUAUGUGAUUAAUGUGAUUACAGAUAUUAUUUAACAAGGUUUAUGGGUUUUGCUGUAUGCUGCUUUGAAGAGUCUAUAUAUAAAGCAGUAUAAAAAUGUCCUAAAAUUAAUAAGUUGUUUGCUGUCUACCACUGAGUGAAGUUGGUUAUGGGAAUUGUUAAGCUCUAUUUUCAGUUCACUGGCAUAAAGUGGCAGUUGAAGAAAAACAAUUUUGUAUUGCAUCAAUUGAGUUAUGAAGUUCUAACUUUGUUCCUUCCUCUUCCAAUUCCCCUGCUGUUUUACAGGAGCUGCUGCUCAAGAAGCUGUGAAAAUAAUUACAAAACAAUUUGUAAUUUUUAAUAACACCUACAUUUACAAUGGCAUGUCACAGACAUCUGCAACAUUCAAGUUAUAGGCUAAGCACAGUACAUUGUUUAAAACUGUGGUUGCAUUUAAUUUGCAGUUUGUUCUGUAAAUGAUCGCUGCUAUAUUUGCUGCCAAGUUCCCUUCUUUGUAAUUUUUCCCGAUUAUUAAAUGUUCUUCUGAACUGUAAUAAAUAUUUUUAUCUUGUAUUUUAAUAAGAGGCACUGGAAUAGAUUGACUGUCAUCACUAUCAACAUCGUAUUAUUUUAGAUGUAAGCAGCAUUUUUCUUCUGUGUUAUUGGGAGUGGGACCCAAUACAGACCAUUGCUAUUAGCCUGCUCAUAUCACUCCGAAAAGUGUUUCUUAACCUAUGUGUUAAAUAAAUACCUCUUUGAAGCAAAUGUACAGCAAAUAAUAUGGAGUGUUGUUUUCAACGUAAGCUGCUUUUGUUCAGAAAGAGGAUUUUUAAAAAACCAAUGAAUACACUAACACACAAUGCACCUUUGAAUAUUAUGAAUAUAUUAAACUAUGAACAAGAUUUAAAGCAUUCUGGAAGAGAAUGUGUAGUAAUAGCAAUUUUAGAAACUACUGUUCUUGGUUUUCCCAAUAUAUUUGUUUGACUGCUUCUGCUCCUUUACUUAUAGUAAUAGUUCAGUUGUUAGUAUCUGUAAUGUUGCUGGGGAAAGGAUUAAAUAUGUUUUCCUGGGAUUAGUUGAAAGACUUGGACUUGAAGAUGGUUUGUACAAGCAUACGUGAUCAUGUUAGCAUUAGUUCCAGUGAAUUAGAGGAGACUGCUCAAGAACUGGAUUUAUUGGCGGUGGGGAAUCAUACUUGGCAGGUACACUGGUGUUACUUUGUACAAGAGGAGGUACCCUAGUUUAAGAUUGUUAUAAACUGCCCUGAGGCUCCAUGGGAUCAAAGGCAAGUUUAAAAUAAUUACAAAUCAAUUGACAUGGAUUUUAGUUCUAGUGCAGGCUUCCUCAACCUUGGCCCUCCAGAUGUUUUGAGACUACAAUUCGCAGCAUCCCUGACCACUGGUCCUGCUAGCUAGGGAUCAUGGCAAUUGUAGGCCAAAAACAUCUGGAGGGCCGAGGUUGAGGAAGCCUGAUCUAGUGUGAUGUAAGAUUACAUAUUAUUCACUACCCAAUUUACAGGCAGGCAAAAACAAGGAAAUACAGUAUAUGAUUUGGGAUAAUCCCUUCCAUGGGUUUAAUGUCAAUUUUGAAACAGCAUUCUAGGAAGGGGCUCAUGCAUGUAAGCCAAACAGUGAUUUGGUGCUGUGGCAUGCUGGACAUGUCAACUAUAGCUAAUAGUAUUGGCUCUGUUAAAGCAAAAAGCAUACUAAGUAGGUAAAAUGAAAUGUUUUAUUUGGUGAGCAGGUUUUUAUGAGAUUUUAAUAUUUACCAUCUGCUUGCAGUUCCAGUGCUUUGUGUGAAUUGAACUUAUCACUGUUGCAGAGGUGGCUCCUUUGUGUUCACAUAUGGAUUUUUAUCACUUGGUGUUUAAAAUAAAUGUGUGAAAACAACCCAAUAAAGAUCAACGCUUGUGGAUUGCCUCACCCUGCUUUUCAGUCGAGGCAUUUUCAUGUGUGAUCUUUGUUCAUGUGAAUUAGGCACCUUUGUGCAUGUGCAUACAUUACUUGUACACCUUAUUUUUCAUGGACAAACCAAUACGGCUG